AUGAAGAAAAUUAUUCUUUCAAUCAACGCCGGCUCCAGCUCGGUCAAGAUAUCCGCCUACUUGGGUGAGAGAAAUGGGAAUCUGCGUCGGAUCGCCGAGGCUCAAGUCAGUGGCCUGACAGCACCUCCGGCAAAACUCAAAUACUCGCGAUAUGGCAAGACAGUCGCCAACAAUCAACCGGCCGGCCAGCAGAUCGAAGGACAAGACGGCGCCUUCUCCGUACUCCUGGACACACUCAUCAACGACAGCGACCUGGAAGAAAUCACGUCCAAGGACGACUUGGCCAUUGCAUGCCACCGAAUUGUUCAUGGCGGCGACUACACCGAGUCUCGGACUAUUACCCAAGACACAUAUCACCAGCUAGAAAAGCUGAGCGACCUUGCGCCGCUACACAAUGGAGCGGCUCUCGGUAUUGUAGCGUCGUGCAUCAAGCAGCUCCCGGAAACCACCAAUGUCGCCUGCUUCGACUCUCAGUUUCACGCCAGUAUUCCACCACACAUCUACACAUAUCCCAUCAACCCGGAUGUGGCGGAGAAGAACAGACUGCGCAAGUAUGGGUUUCAUGGCCUCAGCUACGCAUUCAUCACCCGGUCAGUCGCCGAGUUUCUAGGAAAGGACACGAGUGAAGUCAACAUAAUUGCGCUUCAUCUGGGCAGCGGUGCCAGCGCCUGCGCAAUUCAAGCCGGCAAGAGCCGGGACACAAGCAUGGGACUGACACCUUUGGCCGGUCUUCCAGGUGCAACUCGAAGUGGCAGCGUGGAUCCCAGUCUCGUCUUCCACUACGCCAGCGAUGUCGGCAGACUCUCGCCGGCUUCCACCAAACACCUCCACAUUUCCAGGGCAGAAGAGAUUCUCAACAAACAAAGCGGGUGGAAGUCCCUGACGGGCACAACGGAUUUCAGUGUCAUUGCCGGCUCCGACGAGCCCAAGCACAAGCUGGCUUUUGACAUAUUCGUCCAUCGCGUCUGCGGCUUCAUUGGCAGCUACUACGUCCUGCUCGAGGGUCAGGUUGACGCACUGGUAUUUGCAGGCGGGAUUGGUGAAAAGAGCGCCCGUCUGCGAGACGAGGUGGUGCGCCGCACGACCUGUCUCGGCUUCUCCAUUGACCAGGCCCGCAACUCGAGCAAUCUCGCAGAGGUGGUGGAGGACGUGAGCCUGGUCCAGGCGCGGCACCGGGUGUUGGUCUGCCAGACAGACGAGCAGUUGGAAAUGGCCAGAGAUGCCACAGGCAAGGACGAAUUGUGGAGAUGA
This is a messenger RNA of Metarhizium album ARSEF 1941, 1251 nucleotides long. RefSeq names its product acetate kinase. Gene Ontology annotation, biological process: acetate metabolic process; phosphorylation. The coding region runs from base 1 to 1251 and encodes 416 amino acids. The record is from RefSeq and is a predicted model, not a curated record. The transcript has 2 exons. Lineage: Eukaryota; Fungi; Ascomycota; Sordariomycetes; Hypocreales; Clavicipitaceae. Gene Ontology annotation, molecular function: acetate kinase activity.